Paramuricea clavata is the source of this 6338-nucleotide messenger RNA. The record is from the annotation of a GenBank genome assembly. NCBI's taxonomy places the organism in Eukaryota, Metazoa, Cnidaria, Anthozoa, Malacalcyonacea, Plexauridae.
GAAAAUGUGAGUAAAAAACGAGAGUAAACAAAACUUUUACCAACGUGGAAACGGAAAAUAUCUCGUUUUGAAGAAGAAAUUGGACAUAGUUUGCAGCAUGGCAAAACAAGAAAGCCAGUUAAAUAUGACUGAGGAGGUAUUUCAUGCAAAUAGACCGUUUAAAACAGAGAUAAUUUAUAUAUAACUUUCAGUUUGCACAGAAAUUCAAUUUUUUUUAGCCAAGUGAUAAUAAGUACUGGCAUAUUAAAAAGGGUGAAUUACGUAAUUUGGGCAUUAUUUGUUAUGACUUACUUUAAUAUUUUCAUAAUUUAUUAUAUAUAUUAUAUAUUGUAUGCAUAUAUAAAGAAUAUAUGGCUUAUAUGCAUACUAUAUAGACCCAUCAUUGUAUAGACUCCUUGCCUUGUUUACAUUUUGCUGACAGACACUGAGACACAUUCCGUUUCUGCAAAAGAAUAUGUUUUUCAUUGUGGUAAUACUUAUCACAAUAAUGAAGCUCUCUUGGGAGAACAUUUGCUGAUUUGCCUUCCAGCCAAACAUAAAAAAGGCAAGGGUCUAUUUACAAAGAUGCAGGUGGUAUGGCUGAAGCUGUUUGCAUUGCUCCAGAUGCUGCUAGCAUUAAUUUGUGAACAUUCAUUACUCCAGACAAAUGCUUACUGAAAUAACCUGAAUUACACUAUGAAUGCUUGCACAGCCAUCUGAUGUUAGGAUACGUGGCAAUUAACUAAAAAUCUAGGUCCGACGAUCUUGUGUGCGUUGCCAUAGUGAAAAAGAAUUUUUCCCAAGUAUUUUUGCACUCAAAGUAGUCAGAAUUUCUCACCGACGGGAUUUAAUCGUUGUCUUUUCAGUUUCCUGAUAUCUGAAGCUGUGAGUUAUGUUUUCGACAAUUUCCAAUUUAACCAACUUUCAGCAGGCAGAGACAUUGUCCCAGAUUGUUGAAACCUGUGUUUGAAUAGCUAGUUGCCAAUUAAUCUCAUAACAAAAAUUCUUGAUGUUAGAAAAUGAUUUGCCUGAGCUACCUGGAGAAAAAUGGGUGGUCAGAAGAGGUCCGGACUCCUCCUCCAUGCUUGAUGUGCAGAGGGGGAGGAGAGAAAAUCUACUUCUCAUAAUAAGGAAAUGCCUCCUGUCCGAAGAGGACUAGAAAGGUUAAGUUCCAAUUUCUAUAUAGUGGGGGAGGUGUCGAUGUUUUCUGGAAGAAGCCUACAUACAGCUAUAUGCCAGUUCGACUUUCCCAACUUCCCAGUAGCAGAUUACCGAGAUAUUGCCAAGAAUGUAAAUGGGAACGCAUUCCCUUGUGAAAUUUUAGAUGAGUUUCCGCAAAGGUUCAAAUUAUUUCAACAUGUUUUAUAUAUCCCUUACGAAAAAAGUCCAUAGGUGGCCUAUAGGUGCCUAUAGGAAAUGUUCCAAUUCCCUAUAGAAGCCUUUAGGCAUCUAUAGAGCUCUAUAGGCUUAUAGGCAUCCCUAUAGGUCACCUAUAGAAAAUGUUCCAAUUGCCUAUAAAAACCUAUAGGUUUCCUUUAGGAACCUAUAGGUUGGCCUAUAGGCCAGGCCUAUAGACUUUUUUUGUAAGGGUAAAUUUAAUUGAUUUUGGGUCAAUUUGUUUAUUUCAUCUUCUAAAUUGUUUUUGGAGGCAGCACCAGUGAGAAUACACCCUUCCGGAAAGUAUCAUGUCACUUUGGCUACAGACCCUUGUUUUCAUGUAUGUGACAUUAGUUGAAGACCAACGUCUCAAACACGAAAACGGGACUCGAUCUAUAUCGCCAAGGUGACGUUAUUUCCGGGAGCAUAUAUAAUAUUGUAGUGCAAUGAAAUGCAUAUGUACCAUGCAUACAGCCGUUCAGUUAAGCCUAGUUUCCAUUUGGUCGUUAGUUGUCGCUGGCACGACAAGCGGUAGAUGUGAAAUAGUCUAAUAUCAAUAGUCUUUUUGUGUGUUAUAUGCAAAUCAGUCUUAAUGAUUGCAGAGUUUUAUAAAGUUUUGUUGACACUCUAUUACAUCCGCCACUUGUCGUGCCAGCGAUAACUAACGACCAAAUGGAAACUAGGCUUUAUAGUAUUGUGAUCGUCCUAAUUAUAGGAGAUGGAGAGAUUCGAAAAAGCCAUGAAAAGUGAAGAAUUUAGAAAGAUGUUUGCUGAAUAUGCUAAAGAAAUAUCAGACCCAGAAAACAGAAAGGUAUUUAAUUAUAAUAUGAUUGUUUAAGGCAAACUGAAUUGAAUACUCCCUGGAGUAUUCAAAUUCUCCUCCCUGAAAAUAGGUCCAUGUGCAUCAUAAACUUAAGACUCCCUGUAUAUAUCACUGAUAUAAUAGUAUAUACUGUACUGGUAUUUAGUGUAUUAGAUCACAAAUUUACUCUGCUACAAAACUACCUCUUUGAUUGUAACAAACUGAACAAGGCAGCCUCCCCUGAUCAUAAGCACACAGGCUAGCUAGUUGUUUUAAUUUGUAAGUAAGAAUUAUUUUUGUUGGUUGUUAAAUAAUGCAUUAUGCAAUUUUCUAUAGAAAUAUGAAGAGGAGAUUGCACAGCUUGAAGCUGAGCGAGGAAUGGAUGUAAAAUUUAUAAAUCCACAGGUAACCUAGCUGACAAGUCCUGACAAGGUAUGCGGGACAUCCCGCUAGCCAGGCUCAUACGAUCAGGUGAGUAAGUCAAUUCUGGUUGUGUUUCCCAGGAUGGGUUUGUUGUGAAAACAUCCAUUAAAAGCAAAGAUGGAAUGAAGGCUUUCAUCAACAUAUGUCAGAGUGAUGUCAUUAACAAGGCAACAUGCAAGGAAGGCAGCAAGAAAGUCGAUGAGAAAAAGUAAGAAAAGUUCAAACAUUCAUGAUUCAAAAUUUAUUUGCAACAACAGUGCCAUGCCCAUACGCAGGAUUUUUGCACCUGGGGGGGGGCCAUAUGCUGAAAAAAGUCCCAAAUAUCCAAAGAAUAACUAAUAAUGACAUUCUAAAAAUUGUAAAAUAUAUAGUCUUCUCUGGGGGGGGGCAGUUGCCCCCUCCUCCUCCGUAUGGCCCUGGGCAACAAUUUCUCCAGAUUGAAAGAACAUUGUCGCAUACCUUGUUGGGACAAUUAUCCCAGAACAACUGAAUUGAACACAUGACUGUUGGGUUAUCUUUUCAGUGUAAAAGGGCAAGAAUGGUUAAUUCCAUACAGUUUAAGUCAACCAAGAGAAGAUCUAGACAAAGGUAUUUAACUUUUUAAUUGACGCCAUAGUAUUGUGUUUGGAGGUUGGUGCCGUUACUAACAAAACUAAGUUUGACUGAAACUCAAAUUGGGUGGGAAAAGGCGAAGGGUACGUAACAAGGUUAGCACAACUUGCUGCAACAAGGCUGGCAUGACGAAAACAGGCAAUUGAUCUGAUCAGGGUAUCACAAACAGUUAUAAGGCUGUGACAGCUGUGACGUCAUGGGCUUCUCCCAAACGGAAGUCGACAUGCAUGCAUGCAUAAUACAUCUGCCGUUAACCUUGCUCAAGCCUGAUUCACACUAGCAACUUUGUAAGCGAUUUUGUGUUUCUGAUGGAUGUAAAUGAGUGAACAGAUCGAUCAGAAAGUAUAGAGUUGCUUUUCCGAAGUAAACAAUUCUCAAUUGAAAGUCUUUUGCAUGUCAUUCAUUCGACUACAUUUGCCGAGAGGAGAAAAAUCACCGACAGAAUUCCUUGUGUGAACCAGGCUUUAAAUCUAUUUAUAAUAACUUCAUUUCAACCAAAUAUGAAUCAUUCCUCAAAAUGCAUCAUUGGGUCAUAUUCUUUAUCUGAUUCUGAAAUUAUAUUAUAACAGAACUGUGGUAUGUUUUUAACCCUUUCAUGGCAAUACGCUCUGAUGCUGUACCUACUUUAUUAUUUUACUCUGUCUAACACCAGACGAUUUUACUCUGUCUAAUGGCAGACAAUUUUACUCAGUGCUGCCACUCAAUGGGUUAAACUGACUAUCUGCCCAUGCAUCUUGUUAACCUUGUGGGAAUAUGCUUGGAUCCCCUGAUGCAACCUGCUUUAAUUUAUUAUUUUACUCUGUCAUGUCUAAACACCAGAUGAUUUUACUCUGUCUAAUGCCAGACAAUUUUACUCACAUCAAGGGGAGAGUGCUGCCACUAAGUGGGUUAAACUGACUAUCUGCCUAUGCAUCUUGUUAACCCUGUGGCAAUUAAUACUCCGGUCCCUGGUGCAACCUGCUUUUAUUAUUUUACUCUGUCUAACACCAGACGAUUUUACUCCUCUAUUAAAUGCCAAACAAUAUUACUUAUCAGGGGGGGGGGGGGUACUGCCACUGAUCAAUGGGUUAAUCUGCCAAUGCAUCCUGGUCCGAUGAAAUGAAUACAUUGCCCGUCAAAUCGUAUAUUGUUUACACUGUUUUUAUUCGAUCUAUAAAUUGAAUUACAACUACAAAUUACUUCUAAUUCUACACUAUACAUACUCUAAUACACAACUAUGAACUUACUUCUUGGCGGGUUAACACAUUUUAAUCUACAUUUGCUUCGUAUGUUUUCCUAAGCACACGCCUUGUCCUCAUGUUGUUUUCGACUCGUGAAACAUGCAAACUGUCAAUCAUAUCCACUGUCUAUUAUUAACUAAUUAACUUAGAGAUUAAUGUUACUUAUUUUAUCUAACGUCAACAAAAUAUCAAUACACUCUCCGCCCCGAUGAGAAUGUAGUUCUCAUGCUACUAAAUAGCAUAGCUAGUUCUAGUUCUCUUUGUAACCUUCUUCUGGAUAAAUAACAGCAAUUCUACUUACAGGUCUCUCAUAUUCUCCAGAACAUGUCUUCACUCUGAUGUUUCGAACCUUACUGUCUUUACCAGGAAACACGUUUAUAACUUUGCCAAUUGUCCAGCUUCCUCGCACUGCAUUCGGGUUUUCAAUCACUACAACAUCGUCGACACGAACGUUUCUUCUAUCUGCAUUCCACUUUUUACGGGGAACUAACGCUGGAAAAACAUCUCUUUGCCAAUGUUUCCAAAAAUCAUUUACUAUUCUCCGAACAAACUCAACACGUUUACGUGGAUCUCGAGUCUCCUUGAACGGUCCUUGUGGAACUUUCGACGACGCACGUCCAAGCAGAAUAUCAUUAGGACAAAUAUACGAACCUUCGUUUGGAUCAGUUGUAACGCGGCCAAUUGGUCGUUGGUUUACCAGGUUUGCGAUCUCUAAUAAACAGGUGUAAAGUUCAAACGGUGUUAGCUUCUGUUCUCCAACUGCCAUCUUUAGUGCUCGUUUACAACUUUUAACCAUAGACUCUGCACAACCAUUCUGGUGUGGUGAUGUAGGUGUAAUAAAUUGCCAUUUAAUUCCUUUUUCUGCUGCAAACUCCCUUAACUUCUCUUUAUCCCAUCCUGCGAUCAUCUCCCUUAAUUUUCUUUCAGCCCCUACUAACUGUGUCCCAUUGUCACUUAGAAUCAACGCUGGUCUUCCACGAAUUGCAAAAAAUCGACGCAAGACUUGUAUAAAUUCCAUAGCUGAAUAGUCAACUGCUAGUUCUAAGUGAACAGCUCUUGUGUUCAAACAAGUAAAUAUGACACCGUAAUGCUUCGUACUUUUGUUUCGUCCAACCUUGACGUGAUAAGGACCAAAAUAAUCACACGCGCUAUUGUGAAAUGGUGGAGUAUAUGGUAUAAGACGAAUUCCAGGAAGGUCAGCCAUUUUCUGUGUUUCACACUUUGCUUGCAUUUUCUUGCAGAACACGCAUUCGUACUUGACUGAUUUAGCAAGGUUAUGGGCUCUGAGUAUCCAAUAUUUUCGUCGAAUCUUUGCUACAGUGGCGGCUACUCCAGAGUGUCCAUAUUGGUGGGCUUGACGAGUAAUCAGUUUAGAUGUCCAGUGAUCCCUCGACAAUAACACUGGAUGUCUGGUAUCGUAAGUCGCAAUGGUUUUAUCAACUCUACCUCCAACUCUGAUAACAUCUUUCGAGUCGGUAAUCGGAUCCAGCUUUUGCAAUUGUCCCUUCGCAAGACUGUUUUGCAGGUUUUCUGGUUUUGCUUUAUCCAAUAGGUUUCUGACUCUUCUAGCUCUUGUACGGACAAACAACUACUUCUUUGGUUAUCUGGGUUUUCUGCUUUUCCUUUUUUCACACGAGCUUUCAAAUUCCAGUAGAAUCUGAAGACAUACGCUGUUACUCGCACCAGUCGUCUCCAGUUCGAAAAUCUCGUACAAUCGAUCGGGGAAGCCAUAGUUUCCUUCACUGUACACACUUUCUGACUCUUUCGAAUUUCCUGUUCAACUUCACCGUUCUCAACAGUUGAUGAAUCCGCUGGCCAUUCAUGUUCAGGUAAUCGAAGAAAUUCUGGACCUCGUUGCCAUCUCUCUGUCAGACUUUGCACAGGAAUCCCACGAGACACCUCGUCGGCAACAUUGUAUUCUCCAG